Molecule: messenger RNA, 2876 nt
Organism: Thalassophryne amazonica
Lineage: Eukaryota; Metazoa; Chordata; Actinopteri; Batrachoidiformes; Batrachoididae
Gene: fermt1
Product: fermitin family member 1
Exons: 15
Coding region: 1-2001 (666 amino acids)
Biological process (GO): cell-matrix adhesion; integrin-mediated signaling pathway
Cellular component (GO): focal adhesion
Molecular function (GO): integrin binding
Source: RefSeq, a predicted model, not a curated record
AUGAUUACACCAGCGGAAUACGGCCAAACAUCGUGGGAGUUGUCCAUUCAGGUGGAUCAAAGAGACGGAGAUGAAUCAAUGAAGUUUAAACUUCGUGUAAAGGGUGACUUGCACAUUGGAGGGCUCAUGCUCAAACUGGUGGAGAAGAUCAAGGCUCCCCAGGACUGGUCAGAUCAUGCCCUUUGGUGGGAACAGAGGAAAUGCUGGCUGCUAAAGACCAACUGGACCUUAGACAAAUAUGGCAUUCAGUCGGAUGCAUACCUGCGCUACACGCCCCAACACAAACCCCUUUUCCUUCAGCUCCCCAAUAUGAAAACCAUCAAAAUGACUGUCAGCUUCUCCAGCGUGGUCUUCAAGGUGGUAACCGAGAUCUGUCGAGUCCUAAACAUCAGAAGACCAGAGGAACUGUCACUGCUGAAGCCUCCAGAUGAUCCGUCCAAAAAGAAGAAGAAGAAAGACAAGAACUUCCAGCAGGAGGACAUCCUGGACAUGGAUGAACUGAGUGGAGGACCAGGAGGAACAGGCCCCAUGUACAGUAAGACCAUGACAGCGACCUACGACCCUGAGAACGGGAUGCCGCUGUCUGCCACCAGUCUUUGGUUUGGAGAAAACCCUUUCGCCGAAUGCCAGCCCAACCUUCCUCCCACUGAGUUAGCCAAACUUUACCAAGCGCUGUCACUGGUGGACAAAGCCGUCAACAACGCAGGGUGGUUGGACUCAUCGCGCUCUCUAAUGGAACAAGAUAUUCAGGACGAAGACAAGCUACUACUACGCUUUAAGUAUCACGUCUUCUUUGACCUCAAUCCUAAAUACGACGCCGUGAGGAUAACCCAGCUGUAUGAACAGGCCCGCUGGUCCAUCCUUCUAGAGGAGAUCGAUUGCACCGAGGAAGAAAUGUUGAUGUUUGCAUCACUACAGUAUCACAUUUGCAAGCUGACCAUGUCAAACGAACCACUGGACCAUUCCAACGAGCCAGAAAUCGAUGAAGUAGAGGCUGCUUUAUCCAACCUGGAGGUCACGCUCGAAGGAGGACAUGCUACAGACAGAAUUCUGGAAGACAUUACAGACAUUCCAGAGCUGGCAGAAUACCUGCGGUUGUUUAGACCAAAAAGAUUGACGCUGCGGCCAUACAAAGAAUACUGGUUUGUAUUCAAGGACAUCACCAUCUCCUACUACAAAAACAAAGAGGCAUCCAGCGGCGAGCCCAUUGAGCAGUUUCACCUCCGAGGUUGCGAGAUUGUACCUGACGUCAAUGUUACAGACAAAAAGUUCGGCAUCAAACUCCUGCUGCCGGUUGCCGAUGGAAUGAAUGAAGUGUACAUCCGAUGCGACAACGAAACGCAGUAUGCCAAGUGGAAAGCUGCGUGCAUCCUGGCAUCUAAAGGCAAGACGAUGGCCUACAGCUCCUACAAGUCAGAGGUGAAGAAAAUCCAGUCCUUCCUGCAAAUGAAGAGCCUGGCGCCCCCUCCUGGUCAAGCGGCGCCUGACGUUGAUGCCAUGGACAUGAAUGCCGAAUGCUUUGUUUCUCCGCGCUACGCCAAGAAGCAGAAGAACAAACAGCUGACGGCACGUAUCCUGGAGGCCCAUCAGAACAUAGCGCGACUGUCCCUAAUGGAUGCCAAGAUGCGUUUUAUCCAGGCCUGGCAGUCACUACCAGAAUUUGGUAUCAACUACUACAUUGUCAGGUUUAAAGGAAGUAAGAAGGAUGAGCUUUUGGGGAUCUCUUACAACCGGAUGAUUCGGAUUGACAUGUCCUCUGGUCUGCCUGUCACCACGUGGAGGUUCGCUAACAUGAAGCAGUGGAACGUCAACUGGGAGAUCAGACAGGUGACCAUACAGUUUGACCAGAAUGUGACAAUAGCCUUCUGUUGUGUGAGCUGUGACUGUAAGGUGGUCCACGAGUUCAUCGGCGGCUACAUUUUCCUCUCCACGCGAUCUAAAGAUCAGAAUGAGACGCUAGAUGAAGAUCUGUUCCAUAAACUCACCGGAGGCCAGGAAUGAGUGAAGAUGGAUUGAAACCUGCUUCCCAGAGAAUAUCUGUCUUUUUUUAUUUGUUAUUUUUAAAUAAUCUACACUUAACAUUGGGGAAAGUGCGGCAUUGAUCUGGAGCAAACACAAAGCAAAACUCCACUGCUGCCAAAGAACAUCUGGAACUGCAUAAGAUUUCACGUCACAGAGCAACAACAUCAAUGUCUGCAUGAUAUAACAACCCAAAUAACAUUGUUCUUAGAAAUAUGUAGUUGAAAUCUGUCUUUUUUUUCAAAAAUUUGAUAAUGUCUGUGCAAUUUCUUUUUUAUAAGUGAAGCAAUCUUUCAAUCUGAUAAAAAAUUGUGUUUUUUUUUUAAUCAUGAAAGUUCUUUUUUUAUCAACUUUGACAACUUCCUUAACUUUUUACUCAUGGACAUGUAGGUGCUUGGGUGGAAUUUCCUGGUAAACAACACAGUUCAGUACCUGAUGGAAAUCCAACCUUUAAUCCCAAUGAUCUUGCAUGAUUGACCUCACUGGGGCAUUUCCAGAAUGCAUCUACAUUUGUGUUCCAAGUUUUCUCCAAAUCAGGCUGAAUUUUUGUGGAUCUGCAUCUUGAUUUUGCAGAAGCUUAUUUUGUAGUGGGAGGAAUCCCACGCAGACAUUGACAGAGCGCACGAAUGCCACACAGAAAGGAGCAAGGCAUUGACGGGCUUGAAUCAGGGACGUUCUUGCUCGGAGUCAAGAGUGCUCCACUAAUUUAAAAUGUUGCAUGUGACCAUAUUUGCUUGUGGUUCUUCAGACAGACAUUGUUCUUUAAUGAGGAAGGAUGUUGAAAAUGUUUUCCAAGUGUACUUUGACAUACAGAAGCCCUUUAAAUUGAUCUACCAAUACAUUACUUUUAACAACAA